CCAUCUUUACAUCUUCUAUGUCCUGUCUUCCACUCUGUAACCAAAAUUAUAUAUAAAUUUUUUAAAAUUAAAAUUAAAAAAGAAAACCCUAGAUUUCUCCGUCUCUUUCCUUUCUCUCAAGCUUCUCAGAAAGUCUGACACUUUGAGAAUCUAAUCUCCAAAGUUAUUGUCUUUUGGAGGAAUUAUGUACAAGGAACGUAGUGGAGGAGGAGGUGGGUCAUCGAGAUCGGAGAUCCUCGGCGGAGCUAUUGAUCGGAAACGAAUCAACGAUGCACUCAAUAAGAAACUAGAGAAAUCUUCAACUCCCACCACCACAUCUAGGGUUUUCACUUCUAAAGACAAAGAUCCCUUUUCAUUCACAUCUACUUCCACUGCUAAAUCUCAGCUUCCCGAUGUGGAAUCGGAAACUGAUAGUGAAGGGUCAGAUGUGAGUGGAUCGGAAGGUGAUGAUACAUCGUGGAUCUCUUGGUUUUGUAAUUUGAGAGGGAAUGAUUUCUUCUGUGAAGUCGAUGAAGAUUAUAUUCAAGAUGAUUUCAAUCUUUGUGGAUUAAGUGGUCAAGUUCCUUACUAUGAUUAUGCUCUUGAUCUCAUUUUAGAUGUUGAAUCUUCCAACAGUGAGAUGUUUACUGAAGAACAGAAUGAAAUGGUGGAAUCAGCUGCUGAAAUGCUAUAUGGUCUUAUUCAUGUUCGUUACAUUUUGACAACUAAAGGAAUGGCUGCAAUGACUGAGAAGUACAAGAACUGUGAUUUCGGGAGAUGCCCGAGAGUUUUCUGCUGCGGUCAAUCUUGUCUUCCAGUUGGACAAUCCGACAUCCCGAGAUCGAGUACUGUGAAGAUAUACUGCCCAAAAUGCGAGGACAUAUCUUACCCGCGAUCUAAAUUCCAAGGCAAUAUUGAUGGAGCAUACUUUGGAACCACAUUCCCUCACUUGUUCUUGAUGACUUACGGGAACUUAAAGCCGCAGAAACCGACUCAAAACUACGUCCCAAAAAUCUUUGGCUUCAAGGUACACAAACCAUGAUACUAGUGCUCUACUUUCUCAAUGGUGAUACAUCUAGUGGCUCGGUAAUUGCAUCCGGAUGAGCAACAACUGAAACGAUAGCUGCGGUUUGAAUGGAGCAUACAUCAAUCAUUGGGUAGAGGAUGAACGCUAAAACGAAGUUGAUAGAUGGAAUCCUGAAAGGAGGAUCUCAUGAAGUUCCAAGAAAACUUAUAAGUGCAACAGCCUGGCUCAUUGGGGGUAAAGAAUGAACACUUGAGUCUGUCUCCCAAAAGAUUUUCCCCAAUUAGUUGGAUUUUGUUUUAACUGUUGAAUUAUUAUUUGUUUUCCUAAUUUCAUGUAAAACUCAUAAAUUGUUCAAUUGAAGGUUAAUCUAAUCAGUAGAGAGCCUCUGGUUAUA
Molecule: messenger RNA, 1400 nt
Organism: Arabidopsis lyrata subsp. lyrata
Lineage: Eukaryota; Viridiplantae; Streptophyta; Magnoliopsida; Brassicales; Brassicaceae
Product: casein kinase II subunit beta-3
Exons: 5
Coding region: 185-1021 (278 amino acids)
Cellular component (GO): cytoplasm; protein kinase CK2 complex
Molecular function (GO): protein kinase regulator activity
Source: RefSeq, a predicted model, not a curated record